Messenger RNA from Arabidopsis thaliana (thale cress), 2173 nucleotides. RefSeq names its product Alkaline-phosphatase-like family protein. Bases 187 to 1572 code for a protein of 461 amino acids. The record is from RefSeq and is marked reviewed. Gene Ontology annotation, cellular component: plasma membrane. Gene Ontology annotation, molecular function: nucleoside triphosphate diphosphatase activity. The transcript has a single exon. Lineage: Eukaryota; Viridiplantae; Streptophyta; Magnoliopsida; Brassicales; Brassicaceae.
UUCUGAUUUUAUAUAUCACUAGCUAUUAUGUACCAACUACCAUCGAUCGCCCAUGCAUUACAUGAGCAAUAUGCAGCAUCAAAAUUUCAAUAAAAGUCUAAUUCUGUUAUUAAAAAAGGGAGAAAUUACAUUCUCACGCUCUAUAAAUAACAUGAGCUGCAAGAACCAUAACAAACCUUAUUUCAAAUGGCUAAAACCAAAAAUGUUAUUUCUUUCAAACUUUCUCUCAUCUUCCUUCUUAAUAUUUUCAUCGUAGCCACCAUCGCAGCCGCAGCGGCCGUUAACGCCGGUACCAAAGGUUUGGAUUCUCGGCCGUCCAAAACCAGGCGUCCCUGGCCUUUCAAGAAGCUCAACAAACCGGUGGUUUUAAUGAUCUCUUGCGACGGUUUCCGGUUUGGUUACCAAUUUAAAACGGACACACCAAACAUCGACCUUCUCAUAUCCGGAGGAACUGAGGCCAAACACGGUUUAAUCCCGGUUUUCCCCACCAUGACAUUCCCAAACCACUACUCUAUCGCAACCGGACUCUACCCGGCUUACCACGGUAUAAUCAUGAACAAGUUUACCGAUCCGGUUACGGGAGAGGUGUUCAACAAAGGCUUACAACCAAAAUGGUGGUUAGGUGAGCCGCUGUGGGUAACCGCAGUAAACCAAGGUCUCAAGGCUGUGACCUACUUUUGGCCAGGCUCUGAAGUUCUAAAAAGUUCUUGGACUUGCCCUGAAGGAUAUUGUCCACAUUUCAAUCUUUCAGUUCCUUUAGAAGAAAGGGUUGAUUCGGUCUUGAGCCAUUUUGAUCACCUUGAGGACGAAGUUCCUGAUUUACUGAUGUUGUAUUUCGAUGAGCCAGACCAAUCGGGUCAUAACUAUGGUCCUGAUGAUCCUCGGGUUACGACUGCUGUUUCUAGGGUUGAUAAAAUGAUUGGUAGGGUGAUAAAGGGGCUGAAGCAGAGGGAGAUCUUUGAUGAGGUUCAUGUGAUAUUGCUUGGUGAUCACGGAAUGGUGACCAACUGUGAGUGUAACGAGAAAGCGAUUUACAUUGAUGACUUAGCGGAUUGGAUCAAGAUACCCGCGGCUUGGAUCCAGGCUUACAGCCCAGUGCUAGCAAUCAAUCCUCAGUGGGGGAAAGAUGUCGAGAAUCAAAGCGAAAAGAACGCGGAAGUCGUGGCGAAGAUGAACGAAGCUUUGAGCUCAGGGAAAGUAAAAAACGGAGAGUUUUUGAAAGUUUACUUGAAGGAGAAGCUACCAGAGAGACUGCAUUUUUCAGAGAGUUAUCGGAUUCCACCGAUCAUAGGAAUUGUCGGAGAAGGUCUAAUGGUCAGACAGAACAGAACAAAUGCUCAAGUUUGCUAUGGAGACCAUGGUUAUGACAACGAGCUCUUCUCGAUGAGGACUAUUUUUGUCGGACAUGGUUCUAGGUUUAGUAGAGGAAAAAAAGUGCCAUCAUUCGAGAAUGUGCAGAUCUAUAACGUCGUUGCAGAGCUUCUUGGACUCCGACCAGCUCCGAACAAUGGUUCUUCUUUGUUCCCUCGGAGCAUUCUCUUGCCUUCUGGAGCAACAAGGGAAGUAAAAUGAAGUAAAAUCACUUAGCUCAUGAAUAAUAAGUAAGAUGAUAAUGAGUGACUAAUCUAUGUGCUCAAUCUUGUGACCCUUAAUGUUUUUGAAUAACCAGGUUUCGUGGACUGAAGCGACGUUAAUAGAACAAUUCGGCAUCUUUUCUUUUUUUAUUCGAAUGUAUAUAUCUAAAUCAUUACCUAAAUUGUUCCUAAAAUAAUUCAAUUAAUAUCAUUUUUGUAGGAUGUUUAGUAGUAAGUCACAUCACACACUAUGCAAUACUCAAAACUAAUUAUUUCUACUUAUAUAUAUAUUGCAGUCAGUCACAUGUACCUCUCAAUCCAUAAAAGUCCAGUUUAGUAAAUAUUAUAUUGAUAGUAACGUUUAUUCAACAUAUCAUGAUCUACUUGAUAUGAAUUAAUUUAUUACAUUAAAGUUACUCAAUAAUAGUGAUGUAAGAAGAUCUCUCUUUCUCACUCUCCCUCGAUAUGUCAAUUGUUCGAUAUAGAAAACUCUUGGACUUGUUUAAUUUUGGGAGAUAAGAUUGGAAAAGAGCAGACCCAUGCAUCAACAGAAAGAGGGGUUGUUUUUUCCGUAGUUAAUUCCUUUACCAAAUAAAUCU